This is a messenger RNA of Harpegnathos saltator (Jerdon's jumping ant), 1621 nucleotides long. RefSeq lists its product as uncharacterized. Lineage: Eukaryota; Metazoa; Arthropoda; Insecta; Hymenoptera; Formicidae. The transcript has 6 exons. Gene Ontology annotation, cellular component: plasma membrane. Bases 625 to 1503 code for a protein of 292 amino acids. Gene Ontology annotation, biological process: sensory perception of smell; detection of chemical stimulus involved in sensory perception of smell. The record is from RefSeq and is a predicted model, not a curated record. Gene Ontology annotation, molecular function: odorant binding; olfactory receptor activity.
UAUUAUAUACUAUAUACUAUAUUCUUUAACUUUUUUGGUUACAUUCACACGACGUUCAUGUUUAUGAAUAUAAAAAUUCAUACUUACAAUGGAAGAGUGGAACUUCACGUCUUCAAUAAUUUACUGUAGCUUGUCCCGCAAUACAUACAUAUACAAGUGUUAUCUUCAGCUCCCUUUCGUGGCGAAAACAGAUUUCUGGGAGAAGAUUGGUACGAGAAUAAAACCUCUGACUGCUUCUAACCGCGAUAUUGCGCAAGUGCGCUCAGAAUGGGAAGAAUCUGUAAUUGCUAAUAAAAAAUUUCUAGCAGAUCUCUUUUUUACUAAACAUUUUGAUGACUCAGAGAUUUUCUUUGUUCGCGGUAUAUCAGCGAUAACCUGUAAAAGAAGCGAACCCUUUUUUCCCAUCCAUCAUUUGACCACGGAAAACACUUAAAUUGCUGCAACUGUCAUUCACUUCCCGACGUUGUGUAUUUCCCGCUGUCUAUACACCGCUAUACACCGCGAAAAAUCUAAGAAAGGAUUGGUUGGCAUAUUAAAUAAAUCACUGCGAGGGAGUAUGCUCGAAGAGCGAAGUUUGCCCCCUGAAAGUCCGCUCGCCACUCGCGUCUCAACCGUCGUAGAAAGAUGUACGUAUUCGACGAUCGCAACCAUAAAUUUAAUCAAACUCUUCUGAAGCUCCUUGGUCUGUGGCCUUACGGGAGAACCAAGUUUCAGCGUUUACGCGCAAUCUGCUUCUUCGUAUUACUCCUUUCUUAUGUAGUGGUUCAGCUGGCGCAAUUUGCUGUAGCUGACAUUGAUUCAGAUGCCGUUAUUCGAAUUCUUUCGGAUGCGUUGCCGAGUACCGGUUAUUUCAUAAAAUUUACUCUCUUUUUCUACAAUGACGAAACGACGAAACAAAUGCUGAAGCAAAUAACGAACAACUGGCGAAUGUUGACGGACAUGCGAGAAAUUAAAAUAGCGGAAUAUUAUGCUCGUCGAGGAAGACACGUCACGAUUUUUCUCACGUCGUCCGUGAUGCUGGGUGUGUUUGGUUUCAUAGUAAUGGAGAUGAUGCCGGACAUCCUCGACUUUGCCUUGCCACUCAACGAGUCGCGCGUACGUUAUCUGCCGCCCAUGAACGAAUACCGCGGAUAUCAAGGGGCGUAUUUCUACCCUAUUUUCUUAUAUGUUAAUAUAAGUAUCAUUAUUGGCGGCCUUACGGUCGCCUCUGUUGGUUCGAUGCUUAUAGUGAUCGUAUUGCACUGCUGCGCGAUACUCAAGAUUUCCAGUUACCGCAUGGAACACAGUGUGAGCGAGGAAAUAAUAGCACGCCCCGAUAGGGAGCACUUGAUAAUCGAAAGGAUCAUCAAGUCGGUGAAACUUCAUCAAAAUGCGCAAAACCUCAUCGAAAUGUUGAUGUCGCGUUUAUCGGUGUUUUUCCUCACAUUAUUAACGUUGGGGAUUAUUUCUUUGAGCAUAAAUUUAUUUAGAGUAAGUACAAAUCUCUUUUCUCGUAAUUUCUAAUAUUUAAUCUAAUAAUAAUUAAUGCACCACGAGAUCGCCGGAAAUCGCGUCAUACGUGCAUUAUGCAUACGAAUAUGUUAUUUCUGAACUCAUUUCUAUUACUGGGUUGUUCGGAAAG